AUGGCAUCAAGAAGACCUAAACGAUGUGCAAACUUGUCUGUUAAAGAAGUUGUUAAAGCAGUCUUAGAUUCUGAAGAUGAAUUUGAUGAUAGUGAUCAAGAUCCUGAUUUCACUCCAAAUUCAGAAGUUAAUUCAGAUACAGAUCAACCUCAAAAUAUCAUCUUUCCUGUAGAACAAAACAAGACUUUGGAUGCUGAUAGAACACCUUGUCUGGAAAGAGAGUCGAGGAGUAGAAAAAGAAAGCGAGAUCCCUCCACAUGGAAGAGGAAUGUGAAAAGAAACCUUUUCAAUAGCGGCAAAUAUGGUCGACCUACCUCUGCCUCUGGUCAUGCUGAUACAGAACGCCAACUUGGGCCUGUCUGUGGUCAAUCUUGCAGACUUCAAUGUUGCACAAAGAUAUCGCAAAUCGAUCGUAUGAACAUUUUUAAAUCAUUUUGGGGUAUGAACAAUCACCAGAGGCGUAGGGAUUUUGUUGUGUCUCAUGCAAAGAGAUUUGGUAAGAAACGGAACAUCAAUAAAGCAGAAAGCCGUCGAAAGCAUUCAAUUUAUUAUUAUUUACCAGUAAAUGAAGUCGACACCAGAGUGUGCAAAAAGAUGUUUUUAAACACUCUUGACAUUUCUGAUUUCAUGGUUAAAUACAACCUUGAUCGAUGCAGUGCUGGAAUCAUCCAACCACCCCAACCCAAGGAACCAGCAAACAAAACACCUUUAGAAAUGAAGGAAGAAGUAAUAAAUCACAUAAAAAGUUUUCCAAAGAUUGAUAGUCAUUAUUGUAGAUCUACUACAAAACGUGAAUACCUAGAUUCAAGUUUAAACAUCAAAAUAAUGUACAGGUUGUAUUUACAAAGAUGUCAAGAUAAUGAAUUAAAGUUUGUUACAGAAUCAAUGUACAGAUAUAUUUUCAAUACAGAGUUUAACUUAGGAUUCCAUGUUCCAAGCAAAGAUCUCUGUGACACAUGCACAAAAUUUGACAUGAAAAAAGAAUCAGGAACUUUUGAUGCUUCAGAUGAAGCAGAGUUGAUUAACCACCUUCGAAGAAAAGAACAAGCAAGAACAGCAAAAUCAGUAGAUAAAUUUGUUGGUGAUACUAUUACAGCAGUGUUUGACUUGCAACAGGUUAUGGUAGCUCCAAAACUGUCUGUUGGGUCAGCCUAUUAUCUUAGAAAACUGAAUGUUUACAAUUUCACAGUACUUGAACUUCAAACUUUACAAGGCUUUUGCUAUACUUGGCAUGAAUGUGAAGGCAAACGUGGGACUAAUGAAAUUGCAUCUUGUUUACUGAAAUGGUUAAAAGCUAAGGAUAAUGAAGGUUAUCAUUCUGCAAUUCUAUACAGUGAUUCCUGUGGUGGUCAAAAUAGGAAUAGAAUUAUGUGCAGUGCAAUACUGCAGUUUUUAAGUCAGGCACAGAAUAUAGAAUUUGUUGAACAAAAAUUUUUUGAAUCUGGCCAUAGCCAAAAUGAGUGUGACAGUAUGCACUCUUGCAUUGAACGGGAAUAUAAAUCAUCCAAUGUUUUUCUACCUUCUGCCUAUCACGAGAGCAUGCGGAAGGCAAAUAAAAAACAGCCUUAUAUAGUAAUCGAAAUUACUCAUAAUGACAUUAUUGAUUACGAAAGGUUCAAUUCGAUGAUAUGUAAACAGAAUGCCUUUUCUGGAAUCAUGACUGUUCAUCAUAUUAUUUACAGUAUAUCUGACAAUGAACAAACUGUAUCAUUUGCACAUGAAAUAGGGGGCGAGAUGGUCAAGAAAUCUUAUCGUAAACAAGGGCAUCCUUGUGAUCUUGCUACAGUCAAAUUAACAAAAGCUUAUCAGUCAACUCAAGUCAUUGACAAACAAAAGAAAGCCGAUUUACUUAAAUUAUGUGACUUUAUACCUCGCGAUUGUCGUCAUUUUUACAAUGGCCUUUUAACAGAUUGUUGA
Lottia gigantea (owl limpet) is the source of this 1917-nucleotide messenger RNA. RefSeq lists its product as hypothetical. Lineage: Eukaryota; Metazoa; Mollusca; Gastropoda; Lottiidae. Bases 1 to 1917 code for a protein of 638 amino acids. The transcript is spliced from 2 exons. The record is from RefSeq and is a predicted model, not a curated record.